Rhodotorula graminis WP1 is the source of this 2862-nucleotide messenger RNA. RefSeq lists its product as uncharacterized. Gene Ontology annotation, molecular function: sterol transfer activity; sterol binding. The record is from RefSeq and is a predicted model, not a curated record. Bases 1 to 2736 code for a protein of 911 amino acids. NCBI's taxonomy places the organism in Eukaryota, Fungi, Basidiomycota, Microbotryomycetes, Sporidiobolales, Sporidiobolaceae. Gene Ontology annotation, biological process: intracellular sterol transport. Gene Ontology annotation, cellular component: endoplasmic reticulum membrane; plasma membrane; endoplasmic reticulum-plasma membrane contact site. The transcript is spliced from 8 exons.
AUGGCACAGAGCAGCCCCCCGAGCGACUCGAGCGAGCCCGUCCUCGUCUCUCGCCCUGCCUCCCCACACCUCGUCGGAACCGACACCUCGACCACCGCCCCGACCUCUGGCCAGCCCGGCCUUUCGCCCGCCGUCGACUCGUCCUCCUCACCCGCAGCCGGCGGCGCCCCGUUCACGGCCAAGGCGUCCCACUUGUCGACCGCGUCGCCUGCGCCACCGGUCCGCGUCGUCAAGGACACGGCCUCGGAGACGGUCGCCGCUCCGACCCCGACCGCGGCCAACACGACGCACGGCCUCGGUCGCCCCGGCGAGGAGCAGCGCGCCCACCUCGAGGCGCCGGCCAAGGUCCUCGGCGGCGCAGAGGGCGUCGUCGGCGAGAGCUACGGCGUCCAGCCCGAGUGGAUCGUCAAGGUGCGCAAGGACCGCGCCGGCGCGGGCGCGGGCGCAGAUGGCGCGGCCGGCCAGGACGAGACGGUCGUGGGCCCGACGACCGACUCGAGGUCGCUCCCGGACGGCGCCGUCGGCAGCAUGACGCCCGUCGACGAGGACGACGACGAGGAGGCGGCCGGGCGCAGCGGGAGCGGCAAGCCCAAGUGGUUCAAGAAGGUCAAGGACGGCCUGUCGACGGCGGCGGCCAGCAUCAAGGACAAGGCGUCCGACGCCGGCUCGAUCACGUCGUCCAACGGCCGUGCAAGCGGCGGCGGCGGCAGCUCGAUCCUCGGUCGUGGGCGGGCGCGCUCGGUCGGGCAGCGCUCGACCGUCAGCUUCGACGAGGGCGUCACGGGCGGCGAGGACGACGACGAGGCGACCAAGGCGGCGGCGACCAAGAUCGUCACCGACCACGAGGGCAAGCCCGUCCCGCUCAACGUCGGCGCGAGCACCGAGGGCGCCACGCCGCCGAGCUCGUCGCCCGAGGGCGCCGUGCCCGCGCCGGCGCCGGUCGCAGGAAACGCGAGCGGCGUGAGCGCAACGACGAGCAUCAAGGACAAGAUCCUCGAGAGCUUUGAUGCCGAGCCGGCGACGACGCAGGAGAAGUUCCACUCGAUGUUCAACGAGCUUCCCGAGGACGAGGAGCUCAUCGAGGACUACCGCUGCGCCCUGCAGCGCGAGAUCCUCGUCCAGGGCAAGCUCUACGUCAGCGAGCACUUUCUCUCGUUCCGCGCCUCAAUCCUCGGCUGGGAGACGACGCUCAAGAUCCCGUGGACCGAGAUCGUGUCGAUCGAGAAGCGCUUCACGGCCAAGAUCAUUCCGAACGCCAUCGAGGUCCGCACGCUCCACGCGACGCACACGUUCUCGUCGUUCGUCGCCCGUGACGCCUCGUUCGCGCUCGUCGUCGCCGUCUGGAAGCACGUUCACCCCGAGGCCGACCAACUCGAAGCGGCGUCGCGCAAGGCCGCCAAGGCCGAGAAGCGCCGCCUGCGCGCCCUCAGCUCGGCCGCCGCGAGCACGCGCUCGGCUCCCGAGCUCACGAGCGACACGGACGGCGACUCGGACGCCAAGAGCGAGAUCACGUUCGAGGACGAGCACGGCCACAAGAAGCGCCACCGGUUCAAGCACACGCUCGCGGCGCUCAAGAUCGGCAAGCUCGGCGGCAGCUCGUCGGCGUCGACGUCGUCGGCAUCUGCGCCUGCCGGCGGGCCGACCGAGGCCGAGAAGGUCAAGGCGCAGGCCCAGGCGGGCUCGGGCGCGGGCGCGGGCGACGGCGCGCACGCCGCGACGUCGUACGACGGGCCCGAGUUCAAGAACGUCGCGCUCGACACGGUGCUCCCGACGAGCCCGGCCUUGGCGUACAAGCUCUUCUUCACCGACGCCGACUUCCUCAAGGCGUUCAUGGAGGGCAAGGAGGGCCUCAAGGAGGUCGACAUCGGCGCGUGGAAGCCGGCCAACGGCGCGUGCGAGGAGCGCGACCUCACCUACCUCAAGCCUCUCAACGCUCCUGUCGGGCCCAAGCAGACGCAUUGCCUCAUCCACGACCUCAACGAGCAGCGCGACGACGACUCGGUCAUUGUCAACCUGACGACCACCAAGACCCCCGACGUUCCCUCGGGCGACAACUUUGCGACUAUGACCCGUACGGCCUUCACGUGGGCCGAGGGCGGCGGCUGCCGGGUCCGGGUCACGACCGAGGUCGAGUGGACCAAGGUCAACCGGCUCCUGCGUGGCGUCAUCGAGCGCGGCGCCGUCGACGGCCAGGUCGGGUACCACAAGGACCUCGAGGCGGCCGUGCGCGAGCACAUUGCCGCCAACCCGGACGAGUACGCCGUCGCCGGGAGCGCCCCCGCCGCCGCACCGGCCUCGGGCGUCAAGAGCACCGACACGGCCACCGCCGAGCGCUCGUCGUCGUCGGCCGACAGCCGCAGUUUCCUCGACUCGGUCCUCGACCCGGAUCGCCUCGUCGUCGCGCUCCUCGUCGUCGUCGCCAUCCUCGCCUUCUCGAACCUGUUCACGCUCGUCUCGCUCCGCAAACACGCCGCGGCGGUGCGCGAGGCGCGCAUCGGGCACCCGGCCGAGGUCGCGAGCGCCGUCGAGCGGGUCCUUGGGCAGUUCAACGCGGCGCAUGCGCAGCGUGCGAGCGGGUCGGCUGGUCACGGUCCGAGCGGCGAGGUGGCGCAGCUCAAGGAGGCGCUGAGGGCGCUCGAGGGCCACAUCGAGGGCGUGCUGAGGGACGUUGGGAGGGCGGUGGGGACCGUGCGGGAGCUCGCCGACCGAGCCGAGGGCGUCAAGGGCAUGCUCUGAGCGGGACGAGGACGACCUUUCUAUGUGUACCACCAUCUCUUCUCGGUUUCACUCGUUCUCUCGCCUCUAUCUCUUACUGUAGCAUUAUGGGCUAGCACUGUCGCACUGCAGAUCGCAAUCCGUCUC